Molecule: messenger RNA, 858 nt
Organism: Ficedula albicollis (Collared flycatcher)
Lineage: Eukaryota; Metazoa; Chordata; Aves; Passeriformes; Muscicapidae
Gene: GFAP
Product: glial fibrillary acidic protein
Biological process (GO): regulation of chaperone-mediated autophagy; intermediate filament organization
Cellular component (GO): intermediate filament; cell projection; cytoplasm
Molecular function (GO): structural constituent of cytoskeleton
Source: RefSeq, a predicted model, not a curated record
AUGGCACCCAGCGAUGGCCGCCGUGUCCCCACCCUGGUGCCCGCGGCCACCGCCGUGUCCCCACCCUGGCGCAUCCCCCGAGCGCUGCAGUGCCCACGGGAGCUGCGGGAGCUGCAGGAGCAGCUGGCCUGGCAGCGGGUGCGGGUCGAGGUGGACGCGAGCGAGCCGGACCUGGCAGCUGCCCUGCGCCACAUCCGCAGCCAGCACGAGGCCACGGCCAGCAACGCCCGGGAGGCCAAGGAGUGGUACAAGUCCAAGUUUGCAGAUUUGACGGACGCGGCCGCCCGGCACGCCGAGGCCUUGAGGGCGGCCAACAAGUACCGGCGGCAGCUGCAGGCCCUCACCUGCCACCUGGAGGCUCUGCGGGGCUCGAAUGAGUCCCUGGAGAGGCAGCUGGAGGAGCGCUGUGCCCUGGAGACGGCCGGCUCCCAGGACACGGUGCUGCGGCUGCAGGAGGAGAUGCACAGCCUCAAGGAGGAGAUGGCCCAGCACCUGCAGCAUUACCAGGAGCUGCUCAGCGUCACGCUGGCCCUCGACAUGGAGAUCAGCACGUACCGCAAGCUGCUGGAGGGCGAGGAGAGCAGGAUCACCGUCCCCGUGCAGAGCUUCUCCAAGCUGCAGAUCCGAGAGACCAGCCUGGACACCAAAUCUGUGACAGAGGCCCAUGUGAAGAGGAGCAUCAUGGUCAAAACCGUGGAGACCCGAGAUGGAGAGGGGAACCUCGUGCAGGUGAAAAUGGAGAAGAGAGGGGUGCAGAGGAGGAGAAGGAAGGUGUUGGGGGAGCCUGUGAGGGUCUCACAGCACAAGGUGCCACCUGCAACCUUGGCUGCAGCCACUGACCUGAGCCGACCUGCCUGA